GAUUCCUGUCACUUCUCAGAAUCCCUCCGUGGUGGCAAUGGCUCUGCCGCCCUUCUUCACCCCAGGUCGCCCGGGCCCGCCGCUCCCGCAGCCGCCGGCCCCCGCUCCCUUCGGCUGUCCGCCACCGCCGCUAUCCUCUCCGGCUUUCCCACCGCCUCUUCCCCAGCGGCCCGGCCCCUUUCUUGGGGCCUCCGCCCCCUUCCUCCAGCCCCCGCUGGCUCUGCAGCCCCGGGCCCCCGGGGAAUCCUCCCGCGGGGGCGGGGGCGGCGGCGGCGGCUCCUUCUACCAGGUCCCGCCACCGCCGCUGCCUCCCCCGCCGCCCCAGUGCCGGCCCUUCCUAGGGAACGACGCCGGUGAGCGCCCGCGGCCGCCGCCUCCAGGCCCGGGGCCGCCCUGGAGCCUGCGCUGGCCUGAAGCACCGCCGCCGUCCGAAGUGCUCGGGGACGCGGCCCUGCAGCGCCUGCGCGACCGGCAGUGGCUAGAGGCGGUGUUCGGAGCCCCGCGGCGGGCCGGCUGCCCGGUGCCCCCGCGCGCGCCUGCCUGCCCCAGCCUGGGCGAGGUGCGGGCCCGGUUGCGGGGGUCCCUGCGCCUGGUGCGGCGGCUGCGCGACCUGGGCCAUGCGCUGCGCGAGGCUGAGGCUGACGGCAUGGCCUGGGCACAGCUGCAUGCGGAGGCACAGCCGCUGCGCGCCGAGCUGGCCGAGCGACUUCAGCUCCUGACCCAGGCAGCCUAUGUGGGCGAGGCGCGGCGCAGGCUGGAGAGGGUCCGGCGCCGCCGGCUGCGGCUUCGCGAGAGGGCCCGGGAACGCGAGGCCGAGCUGGAGGCGGAGGCCACGCGGGCAGCGGAGCGCGAGCAGGAGAUUGACCGCUGGAGGGUCAAAUGCGUGCAGGAGGUGGAGGAGAAGAAGCGGGAGCAGGAACUUAAAGCUGCUGCUGAUGGUGUCCUAUCUGAAGUGAGGAAAAAACAAGCAGACACCAAAAGAAUGGUGGACAUUCUUCGGGCCUUGGAGAAAUUGAGGAAACUCAGGAAAGAGGCUGCAGCAAGGAAAGGGGUCUGUCCUCCAGCCUCAGCAGAUGAGACCUUUGAGCAUCACCUUCAGCGACUGAGAAAACUCAUUAAAAAACGCUCUGAAUUAUAUGAAGCUGAAGAGAGAGCCCUCAGAGUUAUGUUGGAAGGAGAACAAGAGGAAGAGAGGAAAAGAGAAUUAGAGAAGAAACAGAGGAAAGAAAAAGAGAAAUUUUUACUACAGAAGCGUGAAAUUGAGUCCAAGUUAUUUGGGAAUCCAGAUGAAUUCCCACUUGCUCACCUCUUGCAGCCUUUCCGGCAGUAUUACCUCCAAGCUGAGCACUCCCUGCCAGCGCUCAUCCAGAUAAGGCAUGAUUGGGAUCAGUACCUGGUGCCAUCUGAUCAUCGCAAAGGCAACUACGUUCCCCAAGGAUGGGUUCUUCCCCCGCUCCCCAGCAACGACAUCUGGGCAACCGCCAUUAAGCUGCAUUAGUAAAGAUGCUCCAGGAGUGUCGUCCAGCCAAGGCUCUUUCCAGCUCUAAGUAUUAGUGACGCUGCCAUCUUCUUGUACUGUAGUCUAAAUCACAACCUCUAAACUCCAUGUGGCAUUUGCCCUGCCCAGAAGUUACAUUUUCCUUCUGUCCUCUGUCCUGGCCAAGGUGCCUCUUGAAUCAGGAAUUUAAUAUGGUUCUUCAGGAAAGGACCUAGGUGAACUGAGGUUUUUAUGACAGGCAGUGGCCUUGGUUCAUGAAAUUCGCCUCUGUUUUGAGGGGCUUGGUCCAGAGUGAUUUUUAAGUUUACUCUUAUCUUUCUUGUGUGGUGAUGGAUAAGUAUAUGCUAUACACUCAUACCCUCGACACAGGUGUGUACUGGGUAGAUUUAGCAGUCCAUCCCCCAGUACUCCUUGUUAAGGCAAGCUUGAUGCAAAACCUUACCUUUCUUACCCAGAGAGCCUCCUAACUUCCAGGAAGAAAAGUCAGAAAUGCCUUAUCUUCAGUUUUGUGAAUCCCACUUUUGGUGCAACUGGAGAGGCUGGGCUGCCAGAAAAGCUGGUGGCCUUGUCUGGUAGUCAGUUGGAGAACUUGGAAAGCCUGAAGAGUACCUGUACCCAAACUGGAUUGUGUUUUAAUGGAUGAUGGCUGCAUUUUCCCCGUAUUAGAAGGAUCCUAAGGAAAGCACCUGCUUUUUAAGUUCCUAGAGGUCUGGUUGUUCAGAAUCUGCAAGGAUAAAAAUUAAUUUCCUUAUGGGAGUUGGACCUUGAUUAACCUCACUCAGUCACAUUGUGGAAGCCGGUAUAGUAGAAAUCGUGGAAUUUUCUUAGGAACUCAAGCUUCCAAAAAUAUACAUGUAGUUUAAGCUGGGGGAAAAGCAGAUAAAAAUAAUAAAAUUUAUUUUUUUAUACUCAUUAAUAAAUGCUGUUGUACCUGGAGAUGAUCAGUCAUAUAACAUGUCAGGUUUUUGUUUUAUUUUGUUUUCCUUUUUGUCAUUUAUUGUGUUAUUUAUAUUUCCAAAAAGCUAAAUAAAUACCAUUUUUAUUUUUUAGUUUAAGCCUUUGCCCCCAAUUUGUUGCCUCCCAAAUCACUACACACUCUUUCACAUUGAUGAAAGACGUUUACUGCAAAGUUCAAAUUUAUUAACUAGGCAUUUGCUACCGGAAGGUGAAUCG
Kogia breviceps (pygmy sperm whale) is the source of this 2671-nucleotide messenger RNA. RefSeq names its product programmed cell death 7 (gene PDCD7). NCBI's taxonomy places the organism in Eukaryota, Metazoa, Chordata, Mammalia, Artiodactyla, Physeteridae. The record is from RefSeq and is a predicted model, not a curated record.